This is a messenger RNA of Lachancea meyersii CBS 8951, 3081 nucleotides long. NCBI's taxonomy places the organism in Eukaryota, Fungi, Ascomycota, Saccharomycetes, Saccharomycetales, Saccharomycetaceae. The record is from the annotation of a GenBank genome assembly.
AUGGACAAUUGCAAACCAAAGACCGAGUCAUGGCUGCUUCAGUCCCUAACCAAGUUUAUAGCGCUAGUGGCGCAUCUUGGGCUGCCGCCGAAAAGCUCCGAAGCUGGCAAUGGCAAGCUGGUUGCGAACUAUUUGCGCCUCAAUCUUUUAUCGCAACUCAGACAGCAGCAGGCUGUGUCUAAAGCAGAAAGGCCUCUGGAGCCCAAAGAAAGGGACUUACUGAUCCAAUGGUGGAUAACACUGCUCAAUUUCCUCAAUAGCGACUCUCGGGGCCCAGAACAGGACGAAAUUCCGCCCUUACUCACCAUCGAAGUUUGCUCGGUGACUUUGGAAAGCAUCAGCCGGAUUUUGACACUUGUGGGUCUCGCAGCUUCGUCUCAACACGAGCUCGACACACUCGCGUACCACACGCUCUUGACGGUCCACUACGUCACCAAUAGACUUAUUUUCAACACUAAGAAACGCAAAUUCAUUCUAUCUAACAAACAAUUGGGUCCGGCACACGCGAAGCAGCAGCUAACUUACCACAAUCAGUACAAUCAGCUGCUUAAUUCUUUUAUGGGCAAACUGAUGGCGUACGCAUUCUUCUAUCUGGACGCCUCAUUCGACUAUGAAUAUCUAUUGCUGCGAUUUCUCGAGCCCGGUGUUUGUGUGAUAGACCAUUCUUUUCCAGCAUUUCCUUGGAAACACAAGGAUUAUAAACUUGCGGGCCAAGGUCUCUUCAAAAGUCUUCCAUACACAUUGGCCGAACAGGAUAGAAAAAUAUUCCAGGUGGUGAUAUCGUACUUGAAAAACGAUACAGUUUUUAUGGCAUUCUACUGGCAUUAUUGGCAUAUAGCGCUCAACACUCUCGGGGCGCAGAACAUCAAAGUAAUUGAUCAGGCUUCAAUACCUGGAUGCAAGGUCAUUACUCGUUACGUUGGCAAAAACCUCCAUUGCGAUAUCAUGGCUUUCACCCGCUUUAUGAAAUCGCAAGAAAUCGAUGGGUUUCACCAUACGCGACCAAAUGGACAGGCCUUCUCCAUAACAGGCGAACAAAUUGACAAUUUUGUAUUUUCGAACUUCAAAACCGUAAAAUUGUGGGAGUGUGUGCGAUCGUUAACUGGCAGUCUUCAUCCAGCUUUUCCAGAUCAACUAUAUGCCUUUAUUAAGUUUCAUGAUAAUAUCAUGCUCCAGAAACUUGCAAAGAUACCUGCACAUGAUUAUCAGCUUGGAAACUUGAUUUACAACCGUCUGCUGCAGUUUGUUUUGUUUCAAUUCAAUUCCAUGGGAUCUUAUCUGCUGGCUCUGAAUUGGCGAAAAUGGUGUCAAGGCCUAACGCGAAUGCUUCGAACUCUAAACGUCAGCUGUCAAUCGGUUGCACUAGUUUCGCUUUUCAAUAUGUGGGACUAUAUCCCUGCGGAUCAAAAGCUGAGAGACGAAUUCGUGUCUAUUUUGGUCAUAGAUAUGUGGGAGAUCUUGGCUGAAAACACAAUAUUCGAUAUUGUUCGAAUCCUGUUCUUCAAGAUAGUCGUAUUUCGACUGCUUAAUACAGCUAAUAGUGAUGGUCUUGAGGUCAUGAAAGACCGUGUGGUGAGAAAUCUUCAAGAGGCACAUGUGCGCGCAGUGGCAUUGGCGCAUGAAAUUCCAACUGAAAUGCUCCCGACUCCGUCGACAGACGUUCUGCUCUUUCACAUCAACCGCAAGCUGGUGUUGUCAAAGGUUGAUUUGCCUAGUGAGGAGAGGGUCCUAAAAGAACUCGAGAGCAACGUUAAAAAUCUGGACGAGGAUAGACGAAUAAUAUUACGCUCAGUGGUCAUGACAGCCAACGUUAGACCCUUGACAGUGUUGUUGCGAGGUCGAUAUCCAUUCGACAUUCUAGAUGAUAUGGUUUUGAAAGCUGCUAAGAAGGCCGCCAAACAACGCAGUCAGGGCAUCGUGUCUCAUCCGUAUCAGAGGAGUCGCUCUACAAGUGUCAGCAGCAAGAGCACAAAUGAUUCACUCGCUGACGAAGAACACGACACCUCUGUUGCUAGCGCAUUAGGGUCAUUUCUGUCAAAAUUCGGCAGUUCAAAUUCAAAGACGCCAAAGAAAACUAAAGUGUCAUUAACGGAACGCUUCACCAGAAGCGUGGGAUCGAGUGAUUCUAGAGCAAAAUCUGAGUCAAAUUCAAAUUCUGAUGUCAAGCUUGAUAGUGAAUCUACAGAGAUGAUUUCAAUGUACUCUUCGCUCUCGGCUGCUUCUUCUUUGUCUGCUCAUAGAAGUGGCUCUUCUUUAGAGCUCAAAGCUCACCAAUCAAUUCCUUCUAGAGACUCGUUGACACUGCGUAAAUCAUCUAUUAAGGAUGCUCAAGAUGUCUCAACAGUACCACAACCUCAAAAGAAGAAAAAACUGCUCGCACCACCAGAAUUGAAAUUCUCUGGAGACAUUGGUAAAGCUGCGCCUGUCAAGUGGAUGUUUCGCGCGAUAACAGCACCUAUGUCGGGUUUAGGUUCAUCAGCGGGACAGAUAGUUCAAGAAGCAAACAAUAAAUGGGGAAUUGCUAGUGCCAGAACUUACGACAAGCCUCUGCCCCCGACAAAGGAGACUGUAGGCCGUGAUAUGGACGAUGGUUUCGACCUCUCACCUUUAACAGAUAGUUUGAACAGUUUGGGCUCGUCCGAGAGUCUCGUUGUGGGUUUUUCAAAUGACGCUGGCGUCAAUUCAAGAUCACCUCAGUCAGUGGUACCCCACCUGUACUUUCUCGGCCUAGGAAUUGAUUCCACCCAAAACCAGCAUGCUCCAGGCAUCAAUGAGGAGACGAGCUUCUCUGUCGGUGGCGAUAAGUUGACGAAAAAUGGUUCUGAAGGCUCUUUGGCUUUGAACGAGACAAAUGAGACAGCUGUACGUAGUACCGCUUUCACAAUGAGACAGGGGACAAAGCUUGGUCAGUUGGUAAAAAUGAUUUCAGUUUUUAACGAUACCAUUUCAGAACGAAUGAAUUUCAUGGACAUGGUUCAUCACUCCGACGAAAGAAUUAUGUUAGACCCCGAACUGAGCAGUUUUCGCAGCUCCCAAAGUGGUUACAGAAACCUUGACAAUGCUCGAGUAGAGUACAUGUAG